AUGUCCCUCCCCACCUUCGACAACCUAACCCUCGACCCCAACGGCCCCCCAGGAAACGCCUGGGGUCUCUUCGGCCCGGCGAACAACGACCUGGGGAUGCUAAAUCUACUAACCCCGGAAACCGUUCGACAAGCCGCAACCGAGGAAAUCCGCGACGGAGUGCGCAUUUCCCUGGAUCUACCACUCAACCGUGUGCGACAUUCCAGCUUUAAUCGGAAACCGUUCGUCCAGGAACUGAUCAACAAGGCGCCGCGGUUCGUGAAUGAUGAUGUGUUGACGUUCAAUACCCAGACGAGUACCCAGUGGGAUGGGUUCCGGCAUUAUGGAAAUCAGACACACGGAUGCUACUUCAACGGCCACUGUUUGGAGGAGUUGAAGUCGUCGGGUGUAUUGGGUAUUGAUGCAUGGGCCAAAAAAGGCGGCAUAACCGGCCGAGGCAUCCUCCUCGACUACGCCCACUGGGCCAGCACGCACUCCAUCCCCCUAACGCCCUUCACAACCAGCAGCAUUCCCCUCUCGCAUCUCCAAUCGCUCAUGACCGAAUACAACAUCCAGACUCGUCCGGGAGACAUCCUCUUCAUCCGCACAGGCUUCACAGCCGCUUUCAACGCCCUUACCCCGGCCCAGGAGGAAGAGCUCGGCAACCGCCCCGCGCCCAGUUUCGCGGGCAUCGAGAACGGAGAGGCCAUGUUGCGCUGGCUAUGGGAGAACCAGUUUGCGGCUGUGGCGUCGGAUACGCCGAGUUUGGAGCCUGCGCCGAUCAAGCAUGAAAAGGGGAUGACUCUGCAUGAGUGGUGUUUGGCUGGGUGGGGAAUGCCUAUUGGAGAGUAUUUUGAUUUGGAGGAAUUGGCGACGUAUUGUAGGGAGAAGGGGAGGUGGGGGUUCUUUUUGUGUAGUGUGCCGUUGAAGGUUCCUGGUGGUGUGGCUAGUCCGCCUAAUGCGGUGGCUAUUUUGUGA
Aspergillus tubingensis is the source of this 957-nucleotide messenger RNA. RefSeq lists its product as uncharacterized. The record is from RefSeq and is a predicted model, not a curated record. The transcript is spliced from 4 exons. Gene Ontology annotation, molecular function: arylformamidase activity. Lineage: Eukaryota; Fungi; Ascomycota; Eurotiomycetes; Eurotiales; Aspergillaceae. The coding region runs from base 1 to 957 and encodes 318 amino acids.